Mobula hypostoma (lesser devil ray) is the source of this 1115-nucleotide messenger RNA. RefSeq names its product chloride intracellular channel protein 1-like. The coding region runs from base 199 to 927 and encodes 242 amino acids. The transcript is spliced from 6 exons. Lineage: Eukaryota; Metazoa; Chordata; Chondrichthyes; Myliobatiformes; Myliobatidae. The record is from RefSeq and is a predicted model, not a curated record.
GAGUUGAUAUCUCGGCCGAGGUUUCCCGCGUCUCAACGCCUCUCGCCGGCUUCCUGGGUGGGGUCAGAGAGCGGAGCUGAAUCGCCACUUGUUGCGAAAGCCGAGACGAGCGACCAAGUCGGGCUGGGCGGCGGCAGUUUCUUCUGUGCCGAGUACCUGGGGGGGUCAUAGCACACGCAGCCGAACCUGCUCGGCGAAAUGGCUGACGAGAAGCAAGUGGAACUGUUCGUGAAGGCUGGAAGUGAUGGACAAAGCAUUGGCAACUGCCCAUUCUCUCAGCGACUCUUCAUGGUUCUCUGGCUCAAAGGGGUCACCUUCAACGUUACCACACUGGACAUGAAGAGGAAAUUUGAAAACCAGUACCUCAAGGAUUUGGCUCCGGGAGUUCAACCACCUUUCCUGCUGUACGACAACGAGGUGAAGACGGACACCAACAAAAUCGAGGAAUUUCUGGAGGAAACCCUCUGCCCUCCCAAGUACCCACGCCUCGCGGCGAAGAAUCCAGAAUCCAACACCGCUGGGAGCAAUGUCUUCUCAAAGUUCUCUGCCUACAUUAAGAACGCCAAUCCUGGUAUGAAUGACACGCUGGAGAAGGGGCUGUUAAAAUCCUUGGCUCAACUGGACGAGUACCUCAACAGCCCUCUGCCCGACGAGAUUGACGAGAACAGCGCAGAGGACAUCGGCACAUCCACCAGGAAAUUUCUGGAUGGCAAUGAACUGACCCUUGCCGACUGUAAUCUCCUACCGAAACUCCACAUUGUGCAGGUGGUGUGCCGGAAAUAUCGGGACUUUGAGUUCCCUCAGCAGCUCAAGGGCAUCUGGAGGUACCUUAAUAGUGCCAACAGCUGUGAGGAAUUCGCCAACACCUGCCCGAAAGACGAAGAGAUCGAGCUUGCCUACGCGACAGUUGCCAAGCCUCUCAAGUGAAAGGGCUUCGUCUUCAGAGUAUCUUCAGCUUAGCUAUGUGCAGCCAAUUAGAUUAUCCACAUCGUCCAAGAAAAUAAUUGAAAUAUUUCCCCCUUUUGUUGAAAAAAAAUGUAACUUCUCCAACAUUCAGUCACCUAGUUGUCUUUUUAUUUGCUUUUCUCAAAAAUAAAUAUUUAUGUUUCGUCAAA